Apiotrichum porosum is the source of this 2121-nucleotide messenger RNA. RefSeq lists its product as uncharacterized. The transcript has a single exon. The coding region runs from base 1 to 2121 and encodes 706 amino acids. NCBI's taxonomy places the organism in Eukaryota, Fungi, Basidiomycota, Tremellomycetes, Trichosporonales, Trichosporonaceae. The record is from RefSeq and is a predicted model, not a curated record.
AUGACCACCGCACCCCGUGUCGGCCUCCCAGGCCUCGACGCACCCCUCACAAAGUAUGUCGGCAAGUACCUCGGCAAGUACGGGGGCGCCUUCCCGUCUGCUGUCCAGGAGGGUCAAUGGCAGUCCAACACCAUCACCACGCGCGAGCGUGCCAUGCUGUGGUUCAUCAACACCAUCACCGACAAGCCCGAGUGGGACCGCAAGGUGUUCGACGACACCAUUGUGGCCAAGUGGAGGGCCGAGCUGGACACGUUCGUUGCCACCGGCCUGGAGCCGCUCGACCGCGGCUUCACCAACGAGAUGUACGACUACUGCAUCAAGGAGCUCCGUGACAAGGCCAAGGUUCACCAGGAGACUGGCCUUGUCGCCGUGUUCGACGCUGCCGGUGCCGUGUUCAAGUCGGACACCGCCGUGUCCCAGACCCUUCGGGACGCGCUCCGCAAGGCCGCUGCGCCCCUCGAGGAAGGAGACAAGGACUGGCACCCGGGAAGCGACGACAAGGUGCUCGACCUCGUGCACCCCUCGCUCUGGCCUCUGGUGUACGGCCGCACCCACGUGCUCAAGGACAAGGAGAUCAACCUCGACAACUGCCUCGACGCGUACGGCAGCGGUGACGCCCUUCCCUUGCCCACCAACGAGCCCGAGCAGGAGAACAAGUGGGGCCCGCCCGCUGUCGAGCGCCUGCUUUCGACCAAGUUCCAGUGGCUUCCCGCCGAGGUCGAGUUUGUCGACAACAAGGCCAAGUUUACGAGCUACAUCAACAACCUCCACCCCAAGCACCAGGCCGAGGUCUACCCCGUCGUCGAGGACCUCCUCACCGCCGCCAUGCCGCUCUUCCAGGCGACCUACGACCGUGUCAUGUCGUGGACCGCCGUGGAGGACGAGAUGGUCCGCACUCGCGUCCCCUGCAUGACAAGCAACCGCCAGUGCACUACGCCGAUGAUUUGCAACCCCAAGAACAAGGAGGGCAACUACUGGUGCAGCUCGUACAACCACACGUACAUCGCCCACCCCGAGAGGAGGCGCGACGACUCACCGAACCCCGAGAACGACGGCGAGGAGGAUGAGGACGACGACGACGACGACAACGACAACGACGACGACGAUGAGGACAAUGACAAUGACAAUGACGACGGAGAAGAUUACCUGGACGCGCUGAUGGAGGAGAUCGAGCAGGACCGGAUUGCCAACCCAACGGAGGCCGCCAACACGGAGGCCACCACCACCGAGGGUGCCGCGGGUGGUGCAACCGAGAAUGGCGUGGCCGUGGCGAACGAUAACGACGACGACGACGAAGACGACGAAAGUGACGACGACGACAACUGGGAAGCUCAGGAAGCCUGGUUCAACGAGACACACCCCAUCAAGCAGCCUGAGCCCAAGGAGUACGAGUACCUCGGCGUCAAGGAGUUCAACACCGCCGGCCCAUGGUUCCCAGAGCACAAGCGGCUCCAGGUCAUUGUCAAGCUCGCCAACAUCCACCUCACGCCCGAGAAGCCCACGUACGACGGCGGCAGCUGGCACAUUGAGGGCCAGCUGAACGAGCGUAUCUGCGCCACGGCCCUGUACUACUAUGACAACGACAACAUUACCGAGUCCAAGCUCGGUUUCCGCACCGUGGCAGACAGGGAGGAGAUGACGUGCAACUUUGAGUACGACCAGGGCGACCACGAGCCGUUCAAGCAGAUCUACGGCGCCAACGUCGAGAUGGGCGACGAGGACUCUGCCGCGCAGCAGCACCACGGCGACGUGGUCACGAGCGAGGGUCGUCUCCUCGUCUUCCCCAACGUGUACCAGCACCGCGUGUCUGGCUUUGAGCUCGCCGACAAGACCAAGCCGGGCCACCGCAAGAUUGUGGCCAUCUUCCUCGUCGACCCCAACACGCCCGUCAUCUCCACCGCCAACGUGCCCCCGCAGCAGAUCCACUGGUGCGGCAUUGCGCCCGUCGACAACAAGCUCCCGCCCGAGAUUGCCGAGAUGGUCUACAGCGAGCUGCCGUGCCCUUACAACCUCGACACGGCCAAGAAGAUUCGCGAAGAGCUCAUCGAGGAGCGCAAGACCCUCGACGUCAAGACGGACGAGCUUGUGCGCUACGCCGAGUGGAGUUUCUGCGAGCACUAG